GUUGCCCACGAUCAACAGAGGCAACAACAAUUAAUAAAGUUUGUGCAUCUGGUAUGAAGGCUGUCAUAUUGGCUUCUCAAAAUCUGGCUCUUGGUGAUAGAUCAAUAAUGAUUGCUGGUGGUAUGGAAAGUAUGUCUAAUGUUCCAUUCUAUUCACCGAGAAAUGCUGUUUAUGGUCAUCAAAUUUUAGCCGAUGGAAUAAUUAAAGACGGUUUAUGGGAUGGUAAUUGCGCAGAAAAUACUGCUAAAAUGCAUAAUAUAUCGAGGGAAGUUCAAGACAUGCAUGCCAUUGAGUCAUAUAGACGUGCUGCUGAAGCUUGGAAGAGUGGUGUUUUCAAAACUGAAGUUGUGCCCGUAAAAAUUAAAGAUCGCAAAAAAGAAAUAGUAGUUGAUGAAGAUGAAGAAUAUAAGAAU
Molecule: messenger RNA, 413 nt
Organism: Scutellospora calospora
Lineage: Eukaryota; Fungi; Glomeromycota; Glomeromycetes; Diversisporales; Gigasporaceae
Source: the annotation of a GenBank genome assembly